Messenger RNA from Meloidogyne enterolobii, 904 nucleotides. NCBI's taxonomy places the organism in Eukaryota, Metazoa, Nematoda, Chromadorea, Rhabditida, Meloidogynidae. The record is from the annotation of a GenBank genome assembly.
UUUUUUAAGAGAUUGGAUAAGUUUUGAUGAACAAAACAACGAUGUAAUUAUUUCUGUUUUCGAUUCUGAUGACCAAAUGUUAGAAUCUGAAACAAUUAAUGUUGAUGAAUAUUUAGAAGGAUUUAAAUUUAAUAAAUUUCAUGUUUCGAGUGUAGAAGAACAUAUUGGAGAUAUUGCCCCAACAAAGUUUAGAAAUUGUAUUCGUUUUACUCCUCAUUUAGUUUGUUGUUCCUCACAGGGGAAUGGACAUAUGCAUUUAACUAAAUGUUUUUUGGAGACUAAAGAUAAUAUUCAAAUAUCGGCGGCUUCUUUUUAUGAUUUUGUCCCUCGUUGGCAAACUUUAGUUGAUGGAGAAGCUCUUUUACUUUUACAUAAUACAAAAAAGCACGCAAUUCUUGACUUAAAAAGAAAUAUUUUACACGAUAUUAAAGAAGAACAUCUUCCAAAUAAUUUUAUUUCACAUGGAUUCUUCUUUCCUAAAGCUACAGCAAAUGAAUUAAUUAAACUUGUUAGAGUAGGCGAACAUUUUCGAUUAUGUGAAUUUGUUCAAACUCGGGAUGAAUUAAAUACUACACAAGGUUUUUACUCUCCAAAAGAAGGAAAAUGUCAAAAUACGCCAUUUAAAAUAGAUCCAGAACUUUCUCAAAUACUUUUUUGUGUUAAUUCUUUAUAUUCUGCAAUUGUACAAUAUGAUCAUGAUCAAUUGCCAGAUGAUGCAUCAAAUCUUACUUGGAGAGUUUGGCUUCAAUUUGACGGUUCUGAUAUUGUUUACAGUGCCGGCGCGUCUGCGCCUUCUCGCCAAAGACAAAUUGCUUUAAAUUGUGCUGACGAUCGCUUAGAAUUAUUUGUUUUGGGGGAUAAUGAAUUACACAAAUUUAUAACUAAAUUAAAUGGAUUAAAAUAA